AUGUGGAUCUCCACGUCCAAACGCGUCGUCCUCGGCCUAGAAGAUUACGGCUGCUUCGUCGCAGCGUACCCUAGUUUCACUUCACAAGCUCACAACGAGAUUUUCCAUGAGCUUGAGGCACUGUUUGAUUUACCUACCGAAAUUAAGUUGAGGAACACCUCCGAGAAACCCUACUUUGCCUACGUGGGCAACACCCCGUCGUUCCUUUGUAUGAGAUCUUGGGCAUUGAUAAUGCGACGACAGUCGAAGGUGUCCAGUUUCACGAACCUCUUGUGGCCAGCCAGUAAUGAGUGGUUCUGUAAUGGUGCGCUCGCCUUCUCGAAGAAGGUGUCCGAGUUCGAGCAGAUGGUGAAAAGGAUGGUGUUUGAGAGCUAUAGGGUGAAGAAGUACUACGACUCGCAUGUCACGUCAACCGAUUAUCUCCUUCGGCUCAUGAAAUAUAGGGUGCCGGAGAUGAACGAAACAAAUUCCAGCUGCCAUGUGCACACGGAUAAGAGCUUCAUGACCAUACUUCACCAGAAUCAAGUUGAUGGUUUGGAGGUCAAGACGAAGGAUGGCGAUUGGAUUGCCUUUGAACCCUCACCGUCGUCAUUCUUGGUCAUGGCGGGCGAUGCAUUCUUGGAAGGCAUGGAGCAACGGAAGGAUUCAUUCUCCGUUGCAUCAAGUGUUGCUCAAGAAGAAGCAAUCGCCCAGGACAGCGUCCCCAAAGAUGUGUGCUCAGCCAAGGCCUACUGCGGCGUUUAA
Eucalyptus grandis is the source of this 744-nucleotide messenger RNA. Its product is annotated as probable 2-oxoglutarate-dependent dioxygenase AOP1. The coding region runs from base 1 to 744 and encodes 247 amino acids. The transcript has 4 exons. NCBI's taxonomy places the organism in Eukaryota, Viridiplantae, Streptophyta, Magnoliopsida, Myrtales, Myrtaceae. Gene Ontology annotation, molecular function: dioxygenase activity. The record is from RefSeq and is a predicted model, not a curated record.